AUGAGCAAUGGUGCCACCCAGAUAACGACUCGAUUGGCAAGAGCCAGUCGACAUUCUCGGCUGGCCACGCCAUCCGCUGCUUCACGAUGUCUGUCGACCGCACCGCAAAGACAAUGGUCGACCCCGCUAGCAAAGACUAUUGCUGAGGCCAUCAACACCACCGGCCCGAUUUCCAUCGCUGCGUAUAUGCGGCAAUGCCUCACGUCACCUGAGGGCGGUUAUUACACCUCGCGCGGCUCGCCCGGGGCUGAAGUGUUUGGGAGACGGGGCGAUUUCAUUACGUCGCCGGAGAUUUCGCAGAUGUUUGGUGAGCUGCUGGGUGUCUGGACAGUUACGGAAUGGAUGGCCCAGGGACGGCGGAGUCGCGGCGUUCAGUUGAUCGAAGUCGGUCCGGGACGGGGUACACUCAUGGCGGACAUGCUUCGGUCCGUGCGGAAUUUCAAGAGUUUUGCGUCAAGCAUAGAAGCGAUAUAUCUUGUGGAGGCAAGCCCUACGCUACGAGCGAUACAGAAGCAAAUGCUAUGUGGCGAUGCACCGAUGGAGGAGAUAGAGGCAGGGUACAAGAGUACUAGCAAACAUCUAGGCGUCCCUGUGAUAUGGGCAGAGCAUAUACGGUCGCUGCCGCAGGGCGAUACCGAUGUGCCUUUUAUCAUUGCUCAUGAAUUUUUCGACGCUCUCCCAAUCCACGCCUUCCAGUCCGUUGCGUCUCCUCCCUCCGACACAAUUGUUACACCCACUGGCCCUACCAAACUCCGUCAGCCACUUGCUUCAAGCCCAACGCAAUGGAGAGAGUUGGUCGUAUCCGUUAAUCCAGCAGCAGAGGCCCACGCUGAGAAUCGACUUGAAUUCCGUCUAUCUCUCGCUAAGUCAACGACACCCGCUGCAAUGGUGAUGCCAGAGAUGUCUGAGCGCUACAAGGCCUUGAAAUCCACGCGCGGAUCCACAAUUGAAAUUAGCCCUGAAAGCCACGCAUAUGUACAAGAAUUUGCUCGCCGCAUCGGGGGGAAAGCAGACGGAAGGUCCCCAGGCCGGAAACCCGCCGGAGCAGCGUUAAUUUUGGAUUACGGCCCAUCGCAUUCCAUACCUGUGAAUUCAUUACGUGGCAUUAAGGAUCAUCAGCUGGUUUCUCCGUUUACGUCACCGGGACAAGUCGAUCUCAGUGCUGAUGUUGAUUUCGUCGGUUUGGCAGAAGCCGCUAUUAAGGCUAGCCCGGGUGUUGAAGUUCAUGGGCCGACAGAACAAGGGAGCUUUUUGCAGUCUUUGGGUAUCAUGGAAAGAGCAGCACAGUUGAUGAAACGAGCCGAAGAUGAAUCGAAAAGGAAAAGCAUCGAGACCGGGUGGAAGAGACUAGUGGAGAGAGGAGGCGGGGGAAUGGGGAAGAUUUACAAGGCCAUGGCUAUUGUUCCUGAAGCUGGAGGCACCAGGAGGCCCGUUGGGUUUGGUGGCCAGGUUCCUGCCUAA
Molecule: messenger RNA, 1461 nt
Organism: Uncinocarpus reesii 1704
Lineage: Eukaryota; Fungi; Ascomycota; Eurotiomycetes; Onygenales; Onygenaceae
Exons: 4
Coding region: 1-1461 (486 amino acids)
Biological process (GO): mitochondrial respiratory chain complex I assembly
Cellular component (GO): mitochondrion
Molecular function (GO): protein-arginine omega-N symmetric methyltransferase activity
Source: RefSeq, a predicted model, not a curated record